AUGGCUGCCACGCUGCCUCCUGCUAUUGAGCAGCGAGAUGAGAAGCCCCUCGACCUCCCCGAGGCCCUGUCAGCCCUGGACCCUCCAUUCAGCCAGGCCCAAACCCCUGCGGAUCUCCCAGCCUGUCCUGGAGCCUUCCUCUCUGCUAGCCUUGGGGUAUUUGCCCCCUCAGAGACCUACACACUGCCCAUGACCAGCUCCAGCUGGGAGCCCCAGCCAGACUCCAUGUUACCAUCAGGCCCUUCCACUGGUUCCACAGGGGCCCCAGCGGUGGCUGAGCCCACGGUGCAGGGCCCCAAGAACCCACAUGUGUCCAGUGUGACGGUUCAGCUGGAGAUGAAGGCUCUGUGGGAAGAGUUCAACCAGCUGGGCACAGAGAUGAUCGUCACCAAGGCGGGCAGGAGGAUGUUCCCCACCUUCCAGGUGAAGAUACUGGGCAUGGACUCGCUGGCUGACUACGCCCUGCUCAUGGAUUUCGUGCCUUUGGACGACAAGAGAUACAGGUACGCCUUCCACAGCUCUGCCUGGCUGGUGGCAGGCAAGGCGGACCCGGCCACGCCUGGCCGUGUGCACUUCCACCCCGACUCGCCAGCCAAGGGCGCGCAGUGGAUGCGUCAGAUCGUGUCCUUCGACAAGCUCAAGCUGACCAACAACCUGCUGGAUGAAAACGGCCACAUCAUCCUCAACUCCAUGCACCGCUACCAGCCGCGCUUCCACGUGGUCUUCGUGGAUCCGCGCAAAGACAGCGAGCGCUACGCCCAGGAGAACUUCAAGUCCUUCAUCUUCGCGGAGACCCAGUUCACGGCUGUGACAGCAUAUCAGAACCACCGGAUCACCCAGCUGAAAAUUGCCAGCAACCCUUUUGCCAAGGGCUUUCGGGAAAGUGACCCAGACUCCUGGCCUAUAUCUCCACGGCCCCUGCUCAGCGUCCCGACCCGGAAUCGCAGCAGCCUCGGCCCCCACCUGCUGAAAGGCUCUACUGAGCGGGAGAAAGACCCCAACAAAGCCUUCACCUCCAGGAUCCCUGCCAGGCUCCACCAUCAGCUGCUGGCGCCUCCUGAGGCACUGCUGGCCCCAGCCACCUACCCGCCUCUCGCCUAUCAGGGCCUGUACAUUGGAGCCUCAAGCCCCGUCCGACCAAGGGCCCGACCAACACCAUACCCCCUGCCCAAUAUCCAGGCUGACAGGGACCAGGGGGGCCUGCCCCUCCCAGCGGGGCUGGGGCUCCUCUCCCCCACUGCAAUGUGCCUGGGGCCUGGCCAGGACCCACAGUGA
Molecule: messenger RNA, 1275 nt
Organism: Budorcas taxicolor (takin)
Lineage: Eukaryota; Metazoa; Chordata; Mammalia; Artiodactyla; Bovidae
Gene: TBX10
Product: T-box transcription factor 10
Exons: 9
Coding region: 1-1275 (424 amino acids)
Biological process (GO): positive regulation of DNA-templated transcription; cell fate specification; regulation of transcription by RNA polymerase II
Cellular component (GO): nucleus
Molecular function (GO): RNA polymerase II cis-regulatory region sequence-specific DNA binding; DNA-binding transcription factor activity, RNA polymerase II-specific
Source: RefSeq, a predicted model, not a curated record